AUGUAUUUAGCCAGGAACAUUAGCAGGUACAGAGCGGACUGGACACGAAACUUUGAAUACACGCCUUUUCCCCAGAGGACCAGCUUCGUGCGAAUCAGCGGCCACCAAAAUAGCAGAAUCGUUAGGCGUUGGUGGUGGAUUGAACCUUUAAUUCAUUCCUCUCAAGGCGGGAUGGAACCGCAGCCCUUUUUCGUGGGAAUCCUGCUUACACUGAAACCAGAUGCCAUAAGGAGUGAAAGAGAGGAGGAGCUGGAUGACAUUCUUUUUAAGGGAAUACCUGGAGAUAGGCCAAGCCGAUUAGACGGAAUUAGUGGUUUAGGUCUUACCCUGGGAUUCGACUUGCCUUUUUUUCUUUUAGAACGGGUAGGGAACCUGAAGUCUGGCGGAAAAUCCGAAUCAUAG
Beta vulgaris subsp. vulgaris (sugar beet) is the source of this 402-nucleotide messenger RNA. Lineage: Eukaryota; Viridiplantae; Streptophyta; Magnoliopsida; Caryophyllales; Amaranthaceae. The record is from the annotation of a RefSeq genome assembly.